Phytomonas sp. Hart1 is the source of this 1320-nucleotide messenger RNA. NCBI's taxonomy places the organism in Eukaryota, Euglenozoa, Kinetoplastea, Trypanosomatida, Trypanosomatidae. The record is from the annotation of a GenBank genome assembly.
AUGUUGUUCCUACAACGGCGUUGCGGUUAUUUCUCAUUGAGCGGUUUAGUCCCAGUGAACAGAGUAUUCUAUACCUACAUUAAGAAUACAAAGAGGUUUAAAAGUGAAAAACAAAGCGACAAUGCUAAGACGGUAGAUUCCUCAGAAAAAAUCAGGGAGCUGAUUGGGGAACUGAAGGAAAACGAUAAAGAUUCCGCCCAUACUUCUGGAACCCUACAAAGAGUGAAAAAACUUGGGAAAAAACAUGCACCUCGCCCGAAGAGGCUGAAGCGGGGUGGUGCUAGUGCCCCAAGCAGCCUCCCGAAGUACCGUAGUGCAUGCUUUGAACAGUAUUACUUUUUUAAGGAAGACGAUUUAAAUGAAACCACGACCCUUGGGAAAGGCCCUGGAGGUCAGGCGACGAAUCGUCGUAAGCAAACAAUCAUUUUAAGGCAUGGCCCAUCCGGCAUUAUUAUUCGUUUUGGCCAUUUCACCUCCUUGUGGUGUAAUCGACGUGCAGCCCGUGAACUUCUGAAUCUGCGUUUAGAGGAAAGUCUUCUUCACGAGGACUCCAAACUGGGACAAGUGAAAGCGAUGAAGGAGCGCCGCGGUCGACAACGACGGCGACAGAUAAAGCGGCUCUUGAUCAAAAAUAAUACCAUUGAGCGGGAACGAUCCACUCAACACGACUAUUUCUCCUUUUUGAAGGGUCUAAAGCCACUUCCUUCGGAGGCGGUCGCGCAAAUUCCACCCACGUCUAGGGCCGCCUCCGGUGAAAAAUUUUUGAUUUCAACGUUGUUGGAUGUGGAGUGCAAUAAUUGGUGGCCGAUACUUCAGGGGGCGUUUGCGUACGCGAACACCCCACUUAGCUACGAUGACGUGGCCACCUCUCCCUCAACAGCGAAUUAUGCUUCUCUACCGCUUAUAUUCGAAUAUCUUUUCCCCUUAGCGGUGGGGUCCUCCAAGGAGGACCUCCUGUUGGGGCGGGAUUGCCGUGAUGCCGACGCGUUGGCCAACAUCCAGCGCGCCUUCCGGUGUUUUUGUGAGAUGUUUGGCCUGCGAUUGAAAGAACUGACCCGAGGGGAUGGAUCGCCUGGCAUUGCGUUGGUCACGGAUGGGGCGAACUGGGUCGAGUUGAGGGCUCGCAUGAUAAAUUCAGUGGAUGGUAAACCCACGGACUUUGCGAGGGUAAUGUGGCCCCAGGUAUAUUAUAGCCUGAGGGCUCUGAAACUGAUACAGGAGGCGACGUCUGUGAGAGAUUUUUUCCGGCGAGAGGUAAAGAGGCAUGGGUCAAGCUGGGGAAAAGAAAUGCUUGAAGCGCUAUCUCGAAGAGUCGAGUAG